CUUCCGGGUUAUGAGAAGUAAAUAAACGUGAGUGAGAAAUGACAUUGACGAUUAUUAUAAUUAUUUCUGUAGGUUAAUAAAGUAGUGAAUGAAGUGAAGUAGCCCUGAAAGCGCGCUCCUCUGACCUGGACCGAUGCAGCGACGCAGCAUGGCGGCGUGUUGCUGGCAUCUGUGCCCUGUUGUGAGGACUGCAGCACUUCGGGUCUGCUCUUACAGCACCAGCAGUGAAGUCAGCAGGCUGCAACAGAAGCAAGGCAGCGGCUCCAGACUCCCAGUCUUUCAGUACGUCGGCAAAAACAGAAGGCCCAGUCAUAAAGUCUUCGUUUGGGGCUUCAGCUUCUCUGGAGCGCUCGGUAUUCCCAGCUUUGUCGUUCCAGACAGUGGUAGGAAAAAUCCUCGGAAAUGUCAGCUUACUCCGUAUCGCCUGGAGACUGCAGAGCAGAUCACCUCGGCCGCCUGUGGCUACGGCUUCACUCUCCUCGCCUCGUCCACUAAAGAUGUGAUCAAGGUCUGGGGCAUGGGCCUGAACAAGGACUCCCAGCUGGGCUUCCAGCGGACGCAGCGGAGCCGCGAACACAGCUACGAGUACGUGCUGGAACCUUCUCCGCUGGCUCUCCCUCUGAAGGAACCUCAGCAGACCCGUGUGGUUCAGGUGUCGUGUGGACGAGCCCACUCCCUGGUGCUGACGGACAACGAGGGAGUUUUCAGUUUGGGGAAUAAUUCCUACGGUCAGUGUGGUCGCACCAUUGUGGAGGACGAAGUCUACAGUGGCAGUCACAUGAUCCACCAGGUCAAAGGCUUCAGCAGCAAAGUGGUUCAGGUGAGCUGCGGACAGGACCACAGUCUCUUCUUGACCGAGGAUGGCCGAGUGUUCGCCUGCGGGUGGGGAGCGGAUGGUCAGACAGGUCUCAGUCAUCACAACGUUACCUCCAUCCCGCUGGAAGUGGGUGGCGACCUGUCGGGGGUUCAGGUCCGGCAGGUCAGCACGUACGGAGACUGCAGCCUGGCCGUGUCCGCAGACGGACGCCUGUUUGGGUGGGGGAACUCUGAGUACCUGCAGCUGUCGUCGGUGACCGAGGAAACGCAGCUCAGCUCUCCCCGGCAACUUCCUCUCCAGGGCUGCGGGAAGGUGGUGCAGGUGGCGUGUGGAGGGACUCAAGUGGCCGUGCUCAACGAAAAGGGAGAGGUCUUCGUGUGGGGAUACGGGAUUCUUGGAAAAGGCCCAAACUUGUCGGAGUCCUCGACCCCGGAGCAGAUUCCUCCCACGUUGUUCGGACGUUCAGAGUUCAGCCCGUCUGUGUCUGUGUCCAAAAUCCGGUGUGGACUGAACCACUUUGCUGCUGUGACAGAUGGCGGUGAACUCUUUGUGUGGGGGAAGAACGUCCGUGGUUGUUUAGGCAUUGGAAAGAGAGAUGACCAGUACUUCCCCUGGAGGGUGACUGUUCCUGGCAGAGUAGUGGACGUGGCGUGCGGUGUUGACCACAUGGUGGCGCUGGCCAAGUCUCUCAUUUGAUCUUUCCAGGAGACAGAAGAUGGACGUGGACUGCAACUCGACACAACCUUUUUAAUGCAGCUUCAGAAGUUCAGAUGGAACUUUUGAGUCAGAUUGUU
Molecule: messenger RNA, 1611 nt
Organism: Synchiropus splendidus (mandarinfish)
Lineage: Eukaryota; Metazoa; Chordata; Actinopteri; Syngnathiformes; Callionymidae
Gene: rcc1l
Product: RCC1 like
Exons: 12
Coding region: 134-1513 (459 amino acids)
Source: RefSeq, a predicted model, not a curated record